Messenger RNA from Asterias rubens (European starfish), 15629 nucleotides. Its product is annotated as transmembrane protein KIAA1109 homolog. The record is from RefSeq and is a predicted model, not a curated record. NCBI's taxonomy places the organism in Eukaryota, Metazoa, Echinodermata, Asteroidea, Forcipulatida, Asteriidae. Gene Ontology annotation, biological process: synaptic vesicle endocytosis.
GGAUGCACUGCAGAAGUUCUUCUUCCCACAGGCCUUCAAGACCCAUGAGGUCACCCCCAAAUCGAGGCCAGGCCAGAAGAGACAAUUCACAACCUUUGAGUUUAGACUCAACACUGUUGCCGAGGCAACCAUUGACAUCCUCUUCAGUAAAGACAAGGAGACCAACGCUGUCCAUAUUGACGUUGACAAGGCUUCAUAUGUGGAGGUCAGCAUUCCACUACUGGUGGGGUCAGAAGGUUACCACACGAGGGUCACAGGUCAACUUCUGCACGUAGACUCCUCUACCAGCAUGGAAUACCGGUCACUGAUUGAGAGUGAAACAUUGCAGUUUCAAGUAGCCAUGCAUUACCCACGAGUGUGGAAUGAUCACCAGAACUGGGAGGUUACGCUCACAUUCAGCAAGGCAUCUACGUAUCUGUUGUACGCUCACAAGUGCUUCAUCAGUGACUUAGUCUCUGACUGGUCCAGUAAGAGUCGUUCCGAUCUCUUCAGCUUUAUUCCCUACACACUCAAUCUGAAUAUCAUCUUAAGAGAAUUUGUCUUGACGCUACCCACCAAUAAAUACAACUGGAUUGACUGCUCAUCACGGCAGCAGAAGAAUGUGUUCAUCGGACUGGUUGGGGACCUAUUGGAUCUAUCUGUCGUACUGCCCUUCUCCGAUUACCUUCCUACAAACCUGCCAGUUAGAGUUCUACUAAGGGGGGACUCGGUGUCUGGGCGUAUAUACUGCCCUGAGUGCUACAGUAGUCAGCACUGUCUGCUUGCCUUAGACCGCUCCACCAAAGGCUCCGGCAACUGGCUAGGAGACAAGAAACAAUUGGGUUUGUCAGAAGACCACUGGCAGGGUAUCACGCAAGAGGACGGUUGGGUAGAGUGCGCUGCCGUCCCAUACGUAGCAGUCAGCAUCACUUACACCUACCACCCAAUCCCACUGGAUGAGGACUCUCCAUUGAUCCAGAUCAGGAGAACGCCUAGCGGGAAACUGGAGCACAUCACCCACCCUGCUCAGACGACAUACGCCGGUUGGAGACGGACCGGCUGCGUGGCGGUGCCCUCGGAGUGGCAGCCGGAUCGGUUGCAGCUGGAGAUUGAUAUUGGACCAGCUAUUCUCAUGGCCUAUGGGUCAAUAGUCAAGUGUGUUGUCGCCCUCAAGGAGAACUAUUUUGGAGUGGACCAGGUGGUUACAGACUUCACUAAACCCCCGAGUGAUGGUCUAGAGGGUAGCGCUAAGGACAUCGAUGGGCGUGUGGUCAACGGUCUCGAUCUCCGACCAAUGGACGUCAUUGUUUCUCUGAAUGUAGAUGGUAUCAAGGCGACUCUACCGAUGUACUGUGGUAAAGCAGAACCUUCUUGUCCGAUCGCAGUCCUGGAUCAGUUGUGCUUUGAGCUCCACAAGGGUCACUCGGAGACCAGACUACAGCUGCUCUUAUCCCCUGUUACCAUCAUGGUUUCGGACUCACAAAAGAGAGGCGAUCCACAUUUACUUGACGGCCAUCUUGGUCUGUCUGGCCUUCAGCUGCGUGGCCAUGCCAUGUUUUCGGAUGAUGGCCUACCAGUGGACAGUGAGACUCUGGAGUAUGCCUGGCUGCUGGACCUUCAGAUGGGGGUCCUGAGCGGCAGACUCACCCCUCCACAGAUGCUCUCCCUGGCAAGCUUCCUCCAGCUCUUCGUCCACCUGGCCGUUGAUCCCCUAGAUGACCUCCAGCAGCCAAUCACGUCCAAACUCUGCGUCCACAUGGUCAAGCAGCAGCAGUGCCAGGUCAAGGAGGUGCUCUUCCCGGUGCCCUGCCCGACGGAGGAAGACUUCAAGUAUCGCAUGCUGAGGAUCAGCCUCAGGAUGGUGGAUGUAAUGCUGGUGGAGACGGGCUGUGCGUUACAGUGCCAGGUUGGUUCAUUGUUCAUGGGCAAGUGCAAUCUACACAGUAUGACUAUAGGUGAUGGCUUGAGCGCCACCAUCCACCAAAUAGAAGUCAGGCAGUUCAUCAGUCAGUCAGAGGAGCCCAAUGCAGCCUGGCUCGAGGCUUGUUCGGUCUUCUUUCCUGCGUUACAGUUUGACCUGGCAGACCUCCUUCAGUCCUCAAACUCUUACAAAGCCCAGAACUUUUUCCUGUCCCAACACGACAAGAAGACACAGCGUCUGUGGUUUCUGUGGCCAGAGGAAGCGGAUGAGCAGGGCAGUCGUCCGCGGGAAAUGUGCGGAUGCCGAGGCGGCUGUCUGUUCUUCAAUGCUCAAGUGAACGCUCAUUCCAACUGGAUAAGUGACUCAUCAUGGCAGACCGCAGUCACGGAUAACGACAAGGACUACGGACACAGUAUCCUUCAGCAGGGCCAGUGGAUAUUUGCGGUCUGCGACCGCACCCCUGUCGAUUCUCCAUCCAGAGAGUUUAAAUUCACCCAGGGUUUUGUCAGUAGUACUAUUCCAACUCUUCCUGGACAGGUCGUAGCAGGAAGUCUUCCUGUAGGAUCUUCCAAUCGUGUCGGUUCCUCGGUGAGCCUUCCUCAACCUAUCGUGAAGCCACGGAAGACAGAUUCUAGUUCUAUGUCAGCACCUGAAUCCAGAGAGCAGCCUUCCAGGAAUCCAUCCCUGAGCACGAGUAGUGCUCAAGCAAGUACAAACUCUGACCCUAAUCUAACGAUAAAGACCGAGUCAGACAGCUCCGUCUUUGAGCAGCGACACUUCUAUAUCUUACACGGCAGCUCUCACAGUUUGCCAGUAGAAGCCAUGGCUUUGCAGGGCAAGAUGACACCGGGCAGAAGUAACACGAGUGCUGAGGUUAUCCGGCAGUACCGUGCCCUACCAGACUCGCCCCCGUCGGAACGUAGCUCUACUUUAGUCAGAUCUGAGGAUUUUCCUGAUCUGGCAAAUGUUCGCAAUAGCCACGGCUCCAUCUCCAGCCCCGCAGAGAGCGAGUACUACUCUGCUGAAGACGAGACACCACUCAGUACCACGAUGAGUAGGACGCUAGUUGGAACUCCUUCCUCCUCCAGUUUUGACAUUAACAUCCCUGGUAUUUCACCAUGUAGUAUAUAUGCUGACGAGACGCUAUCAUCAGUUUCCACUCAGCAAGUAGAAUCACCAGAUUAUGCAAGAGGUGAUGAAAAUGUUAAGCGACACUCUUCCUCAGCUUCCUAUGUCUCGGCGGCGUCGUCUGAGAGCAGCCUUCAUCAACGCAAGAAACCGAAAGAGACCUCGCCACAAAGAACGACCACACAGCCACCGUGGGCGUCGACCAAGGCCUACUGCCACCACCUGACUCUCUGGGAAUGCAGUGGUUGGGUGACCCACCCACCUGGACACACCCUGCAGACGCACCCUCCCUUCAGUCCUCUGUGCCCCCCUGCGACCACCUUGAUCAAGGGGAACAUUCCACUGCCUGAGUUUACAGUCACCCAAGCUGGUUUGAGAUCAGGGCUAGUGAAGAUGACCGACCUUCCUGUGAAUGAAACAGGCCCUGAGUCUGAAGAGGAAGAGGAGGAAGAUGAAGACAGUGGUGACAAUGAGAUGCAUCUUGGUCUACCUCCUCAAGAAGUUCGUCGUCAUUAUAGAGUCCACUCAUCGCCACCAUCGUACCAAGUUGCACAGAAGUCGAGUCAGUCCAGUAGCCAAUCACAGAGCUCAUCUCAAUCUGCAAUUCUUGCAGUCAAGGGACCUCUUGAUGUAUUACUUACACCACUGCUGAUGCAAGCAAUAGACAGAUACCUCCAGUCAGCUGAGAACGUGUUAUGUGUCAGUCAUCCAGAAUGGAUAGUGGACAGACUGCACAUGCAGUGCGUCAGUGACGUCCAGACUGCCUUUGAAGAUUCCAACAAGGCUGCCAGUCUAAAGAACAGUACUGAAUCUACUUUUAGCCUAUCAGUGUCCGUUCCACAGAUCAACCUCCUAGUACUACAAGCCUCUACAGAAUAUAACGUCCAACUGAAGCGCCAGCUAGACCAAGCUUCCCUACUGGUUGGCUGCGUCAGCAACAUCCAAGUCCAGCUGAUGAACAGAAUGACAGCGAAGCAGAAGGACUCCAACAUACCCAGCCCGGGGCAGAGGAAAAUUAAACUGGAGGAGAUGCUCUCCGGGUCUCGAUAUGGUCUCCACACCUCCGACCAAGAGAUGCCUUCCGAGAAGGUGGAGACAACGGCUAUAGGACUUGUCAACAUCGGCCGGGUGCACUGCCAGCUUCAAGGCCUUGACUGUACGCAAACCAAGGAGAAGCGACACAGGCAUAUGUCAGGGGUCACUUCCAUUCCGCAGAGUCUGUCUAAGGUCAUGUUCACCCUGAUGUCUCACAUGGCCAGCGAGGGUCAAGAACAAGAAGUGAUACCCAUGGCGCCGACCGGCGCCAGCCUCAUGGAAUGUGGCGUCGAGGGUAUCACAAUAAACAUCGGUAUGCAGAGCGCGCCAGUCACACCCCAGCCGUCAACGGGGGCGCCCUCCAGAUCUCACUCCCGCCAGCCGAGUCAAAAUUGGCAGGUCUCGCCCGAGUUUCACUCCACUGACGCUGAGAGGGUAGCACCCUGGAGUAGGACCCAUAGCGUGACGGACAUUCUUAAUCCCGCUGCUGCCACCGAUUCAAGACAUUCGGAUAUCACUCUAGCUAUGAAGAAGCAGAGCAGGGUACCGACCAAGUCUAGAAGUAUUGAUGGGAAGAUGGUUAUUGGGGCAAUCUGGUUGCAUGCCCCUACUCCCUGCAGACUGUCACAUGAACAAUCAGCAGGUGUUCAAUCUGGACUGAACCCUGUCAGCACCCUCUCUCUGGUCGUGACUAGCUGGCCUCCUGCAUGUCAACAAGCACUGAUGAGGCUGGACAGUCUACAGGCCAGCAGCCAUCUACGAGAGUGUGCCGUCAUGGCUUGUAUAAUGGCCGAGGCACAUGAGAUGACCCCCACCCAUCACAUCACAGCAAAGAAUAAGUACAAACGCUGGACGGCAGAAACAGAAGCCGUUGGUCAGGACCUGUCCUGCCAGCUCUUCACGACCCUCUGGUACUACCUGCACUCCAGCGAGCCCCAGCGUAUCGAGGGUCUGGUCAGCGAGGACGUCCCACCAAUCAACAUCCUAGAGCAAGGCACCCACACUCUGAUCCGACAGUGGAAGGUCAUCCUCUCGAUGCUGAACCCAGCGGUAACGGCUGCCCAAUUCCCAGCCAACAGGCCUCCCCUGCUGGAAGAUAAAGCGGGCUUAGAGAAUCUGGCCACCACUGUGUUGGACUCCAAUCAGCAGGGACAUACUCUGCAGACUCAGUACUCGGGAGCAAGUAUAGAUUUAGAGGGCGGCACGCAAGACAACGCUUCUCAGCUCAUCACCCAAGGUACCGAGAAGGAGGACUUUGAAACAGCUGCUCUGUUGCCAUACUCAAGUCGUUAUGGAACUGGCUACAGUAUGUAUGAGGAGUUUGCCGGCAGGAGUAAGGCUGCUGAAAAUGUUGAUAAAUCUUAUGAGGUACUGGGUGGUGGGACGAAUGAUGGUGUAGCCGAUCAUACCAGACACAGGUCUCAGACUGCCAGUAGUGGUACCCAGAGUGUCACUGGAACUCCAGGAAAACAGCAGUCACUUCAGGUUCCCGGGAAGAAGCACACCAAUGUUAGUGCCACUCAUAGCGUCGACAGCGUGGAGGAGGAAAUUACAGUGGACGAGGAGAACCAAGAUGAAGCUGAUGAUUUGAUUCCUGCAGAGGAUCCACCACCAAGUUUCAGGAAUAUUCCACCGCCUGAUUUGCCUUUCACUUUACCUUACACGGGGUCUUUGAUCCCUGACAUGGCCAUCACGCCGACCAUCAUGCAACUUGGCGAUGCAGACAUCCUCUUCAAACCACUCUUGAAGCACCUGGGCAUCGCUCGUAAGCAGCCUGAGCAUUUCAUCAUCAAGAAGAACCUCCAACAGGUCAGUGCAACGGUAGAGCUCAAAAGACUGACUCUAACUAUCGUUGAAUCAAGUCCGCGGCAACGAAGCAGGGUGAAGAAAUCACGGGGCGACAAGGAGUCAUCUCGAAACAAAGCGUCCUUCCCGUCGUUCUCCAGCGAAAGCCUCACCAUGAAGCUCUCCUUACAUGAGUGCAUGGACACCGGGCGACAAACUCCCGAUGUCGGUGAUCGUCCCCUCAAAGCGUCUCCGUCCGAGAGCUGCGGCGUACCAGGUAGUCAAUCAAACUGCUGCCGGGCAAGAGCAUUCUGUGUGACGCUCCAUUGGACAAGAGCAAUGCCUGUCAUCAAUAUGCCGUUGCUGAGGCUAGUCACACAGCUGGUUCAGGUAGGCCAGGCCUUGCAGGAGGCACAGCGUCACCUCCCAGGCAGCAAGAGUGGCACGGACACAGAGCCAAGCACGAUGAACAGCGACCUCUCAGCUGCUGUGCUCAGUCAGCAAGCAACACUGCCGCGGCUCGACAGUACAGACGGGCCCCAUGGGGACACAGCCUCCUACAGCUCCCAGGCAGAUAGUGAGGUACUCGCCCAAUGCUGGCAGACUAUGUACCAUCUGAUGAAUCUCUACUCGGGGGUUUCGCAGCCAAUCAGUUCUCUGGAGACGUCGCAUGUUAUCAUCAAUCCUUUAUUCAGGGUGGAGAAUGAGAUGGCCAUGGGACCGUCGAGGGAGAGAAACUCCAAUCUUGAAUACCGGAGAUUGGUUGAGGACCUGGAUGAGCCCGACAGUGGGUUACCCGGCGCCGUUAAAGAUACCCAUACGCCUGGUACCACGGCCCAGCAACAGCUUCAGGUGUCCGUCCUGUUUACCGUGGAACUUGAAGAGCUGUGCAUCGUGUCUCAGCUCGCCGGCCUACAGAGUGAAGCUGAACUGAAUAACGUCACUGCUAGCAUUAGCACUAAGCAUCUUUUACCCGCACCAGGGAGUGGUCGCAAGCACUGGUACCAGCGCUCUGCGUUGCUCGGCUGUAAUGAAGUCAUAGUUGUAUUGUCCGAGAGAGUCAAACCCAACCCACUGAAUAUAGCUACACUAACUGUAGAUAAGCCGCAGAUAUCCUGUGCCGCUGCAAGCCACACCAAUCCAGGCCGCAUGUCAGCCAGUGUCUCUCUCCAAUCCCUAGACGGCAGCUUGCCUGUCAACCUGUCCCUGCUGCAUGGUGUCAUCAAUCGCAGCAAGCGCAAACUCACCCACCGCAUCAGAGAGCUGCAGUCGGCACUGUCGAGACCCGAGGUGGGCGCUGGAGAUUCGACAGACGGGGUGGGGGAGGGUGAGGGUGAGGUUGGGUCGGAGAGGGGGCAGUUAAACCCUCCGGAAGCCUGCGGUGAGGCUGAGAAAGCGGUGGAGUCCACCGUCUGGCAGUGUGCUGCUACGUUAAAGCUUAGUAACGUCUGCUUACAAGCAACUAUGCUGCCGUCACUCAAAGCUCAAUAUAUUAUACGAGAGAUUAACGGCACCUGUCACUAUGGCGAUGGAGUUCAGUUUGGCAUCGAAAUGCCUCAACAUUGUCUCAGGUUUAACUCAAAGGUUCUAGACGAUGACCUGUCAUCGUCUGCCGAGAUCGACCUGCCUUGCAUAUUGACCAACGGCCAGUACAAAUUCCCUGUCCAGCCAGACACCAACAAGACGACCUCUUCGGCCAUGUCGACCAGCGUGGGGGAGGGGGCCAGUAACGCUAGCCUGGAUGCAUUGAUGACCAUUGAGGAGUUACGUCAUAGUAUAUCAACGGAUCUUGUCAAUCAUCUGAUAACAGUGCACCAUGUGUUUCUCAGUGACUUAGUCAACUUAGUGGAUGAUGUUUUUGGUAAUGAUGAUCCAGUCAAACCGCAGCAGAGUGAGGCAAAGACGCAACCAGCUUUACCUGAAAUCUCUGUGAUUGAUGUCUCUUUACUGGUUAAACUCAAGGGUGUCCAGAUAACUGCUACCACUCCAUCCGCUGGUGCCAUGCGAUUGGAAACUGGUGUAGUCGAGAUCAAGCUGUCCAAUAGGAUGACUGGAGAAGGAGAAUCGAGUGGGAUGAAGCUGUAUGCCAAAGCGUUGAUAGAUCUGAAUAUAAGUCUGGGUACCAUGCAGAGGUCACACAGUGCAGGCGACCUUGACCUUGAACUGCACCAAUUAGCAUACUUCAAGGCCAACAUCGGACUGACCAACGCACCCAGGUCUCAGCAAGAGAAUAUAGCGCCAAUCAAAGAGGAGAAGUCUGCCUUCCUUGUGACCCUCAACCGACCGAUCAUUUACGUCCAGCCAAGUGCGGUAGACAUAGCUGUAUUAGUGUGGGUGUGUUACCACAGCGCCUAUGAGCAAUGGCGAGAAAGACAGAAGGACAUGAUGGGUAGUAGAGUCCAGGCUAGGAACGUCUUGCAUCGGCAGACGACCUCCAUGGAGAAGCUAAGCUCGGUGUUCCUGCAGCUAACAUUACAGGACCUUGGAAUAUGCAUUCCAAUCAACCCUGCCUUCCAAAAUAUUUCCUCGUUCUCCGGCGGAAUGCCUGAGCCAGACUACCACUCCGCCUUAGUCCUCACCCUAGAGAGCUCCCUCAUCACUGCUUGCUACAAUAAAUCACUUGUCACUAAGGGAUUCUUCCAGCAGUUCUGUCUCCGUUUCGCCGAGGACUUCAACACCUCGAAGAGCGAUUGGAAACCACAGACGUACAAGGGUCUCGUGAAUGCAUGUGUUGUGCCACAAGGUACUCUUGAGCUGUGUUCACGGACGAUAAGUGCUGGUAAAACAGAUCCAAGCCAGGCGUCCAACGCGGGUAAAUGGAUGCUGAACUUCCUGUGGAAGAUGGAGGGAUUCGACGUUCAGGUCAACCCUUUCAUCGGUCGGCAGCUCUCGGCUCUAGCCAACACGUUGACCGCCCUCGCUGGAGACGAUGAUGAGAUGGACGUAGCUGAUCUGAGCUCGGUGGUCGAACCCCACGAUGAGACCGAUAGUAUGAUCCCACCGAACGAUGAAUCUAAGCCUGUAUUGAAGAGACCCACGUCGCUGUUUGUCAGCAAGCAGGACGCUAAGAAACACUCCAAGAUGGUCAUGCAGGAGAUGACAGAACAAGCAAAGAUUGUCAGCGAUCUCAGAUCCCUUGGUGCCAAGAAGGUUACCAUUGCUGAAGAGGCAGAGAAGCUCAGACAGCUGGAGGCCGCCGUCUUCAAUGACUUCAGACGAGACAUCCGCAAGAGACUCAGGAUGCAGACUAUGAAGGCAUCUUUAAGGAGCAAGCUGACUGCUGGUUUACCAAGGUCUCCUGCAGGUGCAUCUAAGCAGUCUAGCGUCGGCGGCAGAGUGGCCAGUCAAGGGUUACCUCCGACCCCACCCCAAGGAACUAAAGCAUUCCCAAAGUUGAACAGUCGCCAGAGGGCAUUCUCCGUCGAUAGUCCCGAUCAUCCGACUGCGAGAGACCCAACAUUCUUACGAAGCCUACCGACGGUCGGUUACAAGACCCCGCUCGGGAAGCGUCCCCCGCCGAUCUCGGAAUACAACCCUCACCAGACGGCCUCCCACGUCACCUUCAACAUCCCACGGACCACGCCGAGCCCGCUGGACGAGCUCCCUCCGUUUAUCACCGUGCAGACCGAACCCCGCCGCCGCAUCAAGAGCAUCGGCAGCCCGGAGUACUCCGAGCUCAACACGACCAUCAGCGACCCGAUGGACACCGACAGGGAUCUGGCGCUGGCGGCAGGGAGUCGGACUCGGAGGAGGCUGCUUCAGUUGCACUCGUCAUCGGUCGUACCGGAGGAGAUGGAUAGUGGGAGUGAGGGGUCGGAGCACGAUGAGGACACAACCACUUCAUCACAGGCAACACAAAACUGGUCAAGAUCUCGAUCAGCCAGUGGCCAUCGACGAGGCAGAACCAGUCUCCUAGGAGACCAGCCCCCUGUCUCACCAGCACACUCUACCAAGGUGGAGCAGCCAUCUGUGGACUUUGAGCUGGACGUCAAGUUUAACAUCGACAGCGGCAUGCUGGUGUUAAACUGCCACAGCCAGCAGGAGCAAGACGAAGCUGCUAUCAUGGCGCAUACAAGCGAUGUCCAUCGACCUCCUGGUCUAUUUGAUGACAUUAUCUCUGGUCAUCCUGGACGUCAUGGGAUGCCACGACACCAUUCAUCAGGCCUGCCCGACCCCAAGACUCACCCGACGUCACCUUCUAAACAGUCCAUGUUCUAUCUGCCUUCGUUUGAUGUCAAGUUGCAUUACGAGUCGUCCACGAGUAACAACACAACUCGUACCAAUGACUCGGAGCGUGAGAAAGAAACGCAGCAGAGCGGCGCAGACACCUCGUCAACAGAUGGCAGCAUUGAUAAGAAGUCGCAGCCCAAUGCCAAGCAGGCCGUGCUGUACACUUGGUUCAUGCUCACCUCGCCUCCUAAGGAGGUGGUUGUCUCGUUGGCUCUACUUGAUUUCUUGGAAGAAGCUCUGGAGACUGUUCCAACCUCCUUGAGUACAACACAAGCAGCUGAUAUCAAGAGUAGUGUGGAGGAUAUUGGAGUGUCAGCAAACUCACUGGUGUCCUCAUCUACGAUGGACUCCAGUACAUUCCCAGUGGAUGUAGUUGUCUACGUUUGCCUACGACCCUCCGUCAUAUGUCUCAGUUGCCUGCCUGUAUCCAAGGUUGAGUGUCUAUUAAAGCUUCCUACAGUUGAGUUUGCGUUUUCAUCACGUGGUAACAGUCAGCUAGAUCACACAAUGUCCGAUGGUGACUCCUCCAUUGACAUGUCCUCAUCUGCCACACCCAAAGGUGGAAACAGAGGAGCACAGUCAAGCGACGGAGCAGACCGCAUUGGUCUGAGCGUGGCGGCAGUCAUGUCCGAUUUCUCACUGUAUGUGUUCCAUCCCUACGGAGGGAUGCAACGAAGGGAACGUCUGGUCGAGGAGAUGGAUGGGAGGACAGAUGCUGGAAGCGAAGAUGGCAGUUCACCUUGGUCUACCCCAUCAAGAAAAGAUGCCCUCUCCCUCAAGGUCGAAUUCAUCAAGGUCAACAUGUCCCGCUCUCGUAAACUCGUCAACGCUACGGCGGCGUCUGCUUCGUCUCUCGGACAAGGGGUGGAAUCCUUGGCUGGUGCCAGCCGCGCCGGGUACCAGGAGCGAGGGGAACAACACGACCUGGGAUCGAUGUUUUACCGUCAGCAGCAGCAGCAGCAGCAGCCUUCAAGUCAUCAGCAGUCUCCGCCUUUCUUUAGGGAUGACCGUCCAAAGUCACCUGUCUCAACUUCACCCAGUACUUCACAAAAUAACAAUCAGUUUUCAAUUUUGUGUGAUAUCGGAACGGCUGCCUUCAAGUAUGACAUGAGACGCCUGACAGAGAUGAUGGCUUUCCCCAAGGCUUGGUAUCGUAAGAGUAUCGUUAAGAGAUUAUUCCUCGGUGAUGAGCAGACCGCGCAAGAGAGUGAUGACCAACUUUCAUCAGCUUCCGUGAGUAGUAGUGAGACAUCGUCAGACUACGAGGACGACUACUCCCCACAGAAGCCUCCCCACGUCGGUAAGAAGCACUCCACAUCCAAACGAGAUUUACCCUUCGCCCCACCGUCGCCAAGAGAUUUCAAUAUCCGUACAUCAAAGCAGUCCAGCCCUGCCACCCCCAGAGCUAAGGGGGGCACCUCAUCGCCUGGCAAAUAUGGAAAACACAGAGUAGCCGAAGACCCUCAUGACAGAUCCACCUCAAGCUACGCCAGUCUGCCGUCAGACUCCCACCAUCACAGCGGGAGUGGUAGCGGGACCAGUAGCUCAGCCGGGGGUACGGUCAAGGGAGGCCCCACGUGGCAUACAAGCAUCAUGGUCGGGGUGAAUUUCACCAAGCUAGAUAUCCACAUGAACAUGAGUAAUGUCAUGGGCAGUACAGUUUGGUCAACUACGGAUCUACGAAGCCAGGGCUGUGUUUCCAUUAACAGUGUAGGCUGUAAGGAAGUCCAGAUGUGCACCACCUUAAAGCGGAGUACCUUGGAAGCUAAGGGCGGGGUCAUCGGAGGUCAACUUAUUAUUGAGCACCUCGGUGGAACAUUGAGCCAGUCCCAGCGACCUUCCCAUGAGCCAAGACACAAGCUCGGUGCGGACCUGGGUCUCUUGACUCUCCGCAUUGACUACAUGGGCUCCAGUAUCAUUAUGCAGAAACUGGACAAGUUACACAUCGGUCUGAGUGAUGAGUGGAAACUGGGUGAGAUGACGGGGGCUAACACCAGCCAUAGCAGGUCGUCAUCAGUGUACUUGAAUGGCCACCUGGACUGGGACACCUUCCAGCUAAUGCUUUCUCGAUCAAGCACCCCAGAUUUGAUUAAGAUGACCACCCGUCUCGAGGAGUUCUUCAGCCAGCAGUUCCUGAGCAGUAAGAGGAUGCUUCAAUCGUGGCAACUAGGACCCAUCUCUAGUCAAGCACCGAGCGAGGGAGGUCAUACGGGGAGUGAGAGCAGUAGCACUCGCAGCCUGGAGAGACUGACUGUACAAGCUGAGAGGAACUACCAUCGCCACUGGCAGCCAGCCUUCAGUCUUCUAAAGAGCUGUAAGUCCAACAGCAAGCUGCUGCCGCCACUGUGGCAUGCCGGGAACCUGACCCUCGGGGGACACGUCAUCCUAAGGGGCAACUGUGCACUGCUUGCUUGCUUCCAUGGGAUCAACUUCAGGGCAAGUUCCUGGGCGUUGUUCACGCUGCAAGAGCCCGAAGUGCACUUUGAGACGGAGGCCGUGCCCAUCAAGCCAAGCAGAAGUGAUGGUCAAGGCGGAACUAACAUCAUUGAGGAUCUGGUCUUCAACCUCGGACACAACCAGACCCAGAGAGGUGAAGGGUCAAUGGGGGUCAUCUACAGGGUCACCAGGACUGAGAGACACCACUUCCCAACCAACGGCACCAUAGAUCAGUGCUUUCAUUAUGUGUGUGCAAUCAAGGCCCCUGAAGAAUUUGAGCAUGUGUUAACAGCAAGCAGAAUGACUGCGAAUACAUCUAAGGAGACCUUUAGACAUACUGCCGACCCAAUCUUCGCUUUGCCGAAGCUACAAGUUGAGAUGAAAUCCAACCAUAUGCAAUCCACACACAGCCCUGCUUUGAAUGGCCCUCCUCAAGCAGUGACGGUUAGCUUUGUGUCUCACUUCACUGAUCAUAUAAACGUUGCCAUGGAUAUUGAGCUUAUCUUAUUCCUGCACGCAUUCGUCACAGCGUACAUCAGCCACAAGGAUAAAGCUACCCAAUCCCAUAGGAACUCUGUAUCUGCAGGCAUGGGGGGUAGACCUGCCAUGAAAACUCCUAUCGACCCCGACGUUAUGCAUCUGCAGGAGCCGACAGGUCCGGGUACCAGUGAGAUAACGCCCUCUAGCGGUGCGAGCGACUGGAGAGAGUUCCAGUGCACUACAUGGCAGCUGGAACCGACCAUCAGAUUGUUGUCAUGGGGAGGCAAACAGAUUGAUCCCCUCGGAGUGGACUACAUCCUACAGAAGCUGGGCUUCUCUCACGCUAGAGUCACUAUUCCCAAAUGGUGCCAGAGGGGAACUAUGGACCCUAUGGACAAGACACUAGCACUACUCAUGGAAAAACUCAUCAAAUUUAUCAAGGAGACAGACUAAGUACACAUGAGUCAUUAUCCGUACAUAGUUCCAGAGUUGGGAGCUGUGGGCCCUGUUGACAAGACACCAGCACUACUCAUGCAAAAAACUUAUCAACUUCAUUUAGAGGAUGGACUGAGUACACAUGAGUAACUAUAUAUAGAUGUUCCAGAUUGAGAGAUGUUGGCCCUAUGGAUAAGACAAUAGCACUACUCACUACUCACGGAGUGCACAUGAGUCACUAACUGUAAAUGGUGCCAGAGGGGUAGCUGUGGGCCCUAUGGUUGAGAUACUAGCAUUACUCAUGGAAAAACUCAUCAAAUUUAUCAAAGAGACAGACUGAGUGGCCAUGAGUCACCAACUGUAAUUGGUGCCAGAGGGAGCUGUGCGCCCUGUGGUUGAGACAUUAGUACUACUCAUGGAAAAAAAUCAUCAAAUUUAUCAAGGAGACAGACUGAGUAAACAUGAAUCACUAUCUGUAAAUGGUGCGAAAGGGGAUCGGCGGGGCUUAUUGGUGAGACACUAGCACUACUCACUAAUCAUGGAGUACACACGAGUCACCAACUGUAAAUGUGCCAGUAGCUGUUGGGCCCGUGGACACUACACUAGCACCUCAUGGAAAACCUCAUCAACUUUAUAAAAGAGACAGACUUAGUAAUCAUGAUGGUACUAACUGUAAAUGGUGCCAGAGGGGAACUGUAGGCCCUAUGGAUGAGACACCUGCACUACUCAUGGAAAAACUCAUCAUUUCAUCACAGAGACAGACUGAGUAAACGUGAGGCACCAACAAUGAUGUUCCUUUUUAUGAAAAGUGUUAAUUUAGGUUUACAUUAAACCAGCCUAAACAUAAUCAGAAAGGAAAGAGCAAACACAUUUGCUACACAGGGAACAGUGUUUUUUUUCUCAAAAGGUUUCUAAUAGAGGUUAUAAACUCUCCGUUGUACAAGUAUAUUCCUCAUAUCGGAGUUUUAUAAAGUGUAAACUUAAACAAUAUUUUAUACUAAAUAUAUGCAUGGCCUUAAUUAAGUUAUAUCCAUGUACAGGUCCGUGUGUGACUUAAGAUCUUUGGUAUGAUACGGAAAGGUUUGCGACAACACCAUGUCGUGAUAGUCUCAAAAAGAGUUGGGUUGGGACCCCAACUCAUUUAGAGAUUAUUAUGACAUGGUGUGUAAUGAUAAUCUCAUAAUCUCAAAAUGAGUUGGGUUGGGACCCCUUAUUCUGGUAAGCAUAAUUUUAUUAUGCUUAGCAUAUUUUUUUUAUUUUUUUUUAAGCAGGUCUAUGAAAUUGAGCAGUUUAAGCAGCUCUAUGAAACGGAGGAGCAUUGGAGAAUUAACUUGUGAACAUUAUGAUGUGAAGGCACAUCAAAAAUAUGAGUAAUCAUACAAAAUAACAAAGAGAAUAGGCACUAAAUACUUUACUUCCCGUGGUGUCAAUAUGCAUAUAUUUGUCAAGCAGCUAAACUGUACUUGACAUACUCACCGCUGAAAAUUGAUGCCAAAUUUUAUACCUACCGAUAGUGGAUUUUUUGUUUUACAUGGGUUUUGUGUAAUAAAUGUACAAUUUACCUUUUUUAUUUAAAGGGAAAUUGUUGCUAACUGCCUACUAAACAACACGACUUGUGGUAUAAGUGAAAUGCAAAAAGAAAAGAAAAAAAAAAGAUUAUUCCAACAUUUAACAUUUUCAAUCCCCUUGUGGUUGUUAUGUGUUUGACCAGCUUAUACUCAGGGCUUAUGCUUACAAAUGUCAAAGGCACUGGACGAUAAUUUCCAAAGAAAUUUCUCACUUGGUGUAUCCCAACAUAUAUGAAUAUAAUUAACAAACCUCCGGAAUUUUUGAAUCAACUGGUCAAUGAAGUUGCAAGAAAAUAAUGAAAGAAAAAUCACACUUCUUGCAUAAAUUUGUGUGCCUAAAAAGGGCUUCUGUAUUCUGUAUUAUUGUAAGCUAAAAACUAUGUAUAUAAUUAUUGAUUGCUAACGUCAUGAAAUGCUGACCAAUUAGAGCAACGAAUGCACCAAAACGCCAACGAAAGUCCACCAGUUCGCAGGCUCGCUAUAUUUUACCAUAUCCAAUAUGUAGCAUAGGGUGUCUCCCCCCCCCCAUCCCCCGCCCAAAAUUUUGUACCUCCUAGAAAUACCCCUAAAAUCCUAUGGAAAAAAAAAACCAAAAACAGCGAUUCCCAUUGCAUAGUAACUACACGGACGGG